Molecule: messenger RNA, 1757 nt
Organism: Syzygium oleosum
Lineage: Eukaryota; Viridiplantae; Streptophyta; Magnoliopsida; Myrtales; Myrtaceae
Exons: 12
Coding region: 121-1476 (451 amino acids)
Molecular function (GO): protein binding
Source: RefSeq, a predicted model, not a curated record
UUUUCCAGAGAAAUCGAUUUGACGGCGACGACGCGCCUCCGUUGUCUGCGACGGUCACUCUCUCUCUCUCUCUCUCUCUCGCCUCGCCGUGCUCAGCUCCGUCGGCGUCGGGGCGUCGCCAUGGCUCGGGCUCCGACCAAGCACGGCCGCGAUCAAGCUCUGGAUUUCCAGGGAUUUUUGAAUGACUUGCAGGAUUGGGAAGUUUCACUCAAGGACAAGGACAAGAAGAAAAGACCCGACAAGGAAUCACUGUCAUCGGCGAGAGGAUAUCCUAGUGUGGAUAAAAAAUCAGGAAUCAAUCUCGGUAAUAGCACAAAGAGUCUGGGAGGUAGAUUCUCAAUGGAAGAGUCUGUUCCAGAUGCUGCUUCAGAAAAAGAACUGGGCAAUGAGUUCUUCAAGCAGAAGAAAUUUAAUGAAGCUAUUGAUUGCUAUUCAAGAAGCAUUGCAUUUUCACCAACUGCAGUAGCUUAUGCAAAUAGGGCGAUGGCCUAUCUCAAGAUCAGAAGGUUCAAAGAGGCUGAGGAUGACUGCACAGAGGCCUUAAAUUUAGAUGAUCGAUACAUAAAAGCAUACUCACGCCGAGCAACAGCAAGGAAAGAACUUGCAAAAUAUAAAGAAUCGCUUGAGGAUGCUGAGUUUGCUCUUCGGUUGGAGCCACAGAAUGAAGAAAUCAAGAAACAGUAUUCAGAUGCAAAAUCUUUGUAUGAGAAAGAGAUUCUAAAGAAGGCAACCGGGGCAUUGAGAAGCUCUCUUCAAGGUCCUCAGAAAUCAGGGAAAUCAGAAAAUGGACGUCACAUCCACUCAUCCUCUGUCAGUAACCAGCGGACUGAAGCUGCUACAGUUCAAGAUCAUAGCAAGGAGAACAAUGGGCCAGUGUCCUUGAAGUCUUCCGUCCACAUUGAGGAAAUAAAAAGCAAAAGCAUUAGAGCUAGAAGUGAAGAUGACUCCAAGAAGACUUUUAAGGAUGUCAAUGAUUCUGUUGCAGAGAAAUCUAAGGGACACGAGAGAACUGGAAAGCAGGAGCUGAAGGCAUCAGUGCAAGAUCUUGCAACUAGAGCAGCUUCUCGAGCUAUGUCUGAAGCAGCUAAAAAAAUCACCCGACCAAAUUCAGCCUAUCAGUUUGAGGUUUCUUGGCGAGGGUUCUCUGGCGAUCGUUCUCUACAAGCUCGUCUAUUAAAGGUUACUUCUCCAGGUUCUUUGCCACAGAUAUUCAAGAAUGCACUCUCUGCUCCUUUACUGGUUGAUAUCAUCAAGUGUAUAGCCACAUUUUUCACCGCGGACGUAGAUUUGGCUGCUAAUUACUUGGAUAAUUUGACGAAGGUCCCAAGAUUCGAUAUGAUAGUCAUGUGUCUUUCGUCUGAAGAUAAAGCUGAUCUUCUCAGACUAUGGAAGGAAGUAUUCUGUAGCGAGGCUACUCCUAUCGAGCAUGCAGAGACUCUUGAUAAUCUCCGCGCCAAAUACUGCCUUAAGCAGUGAGAUAUAUUCUAAGACAUUUUGGAGCUGAGAAGUUUUUCCUUUUGAAGCUUCCCCCCACUUGUUUGUAAUCUCUAGAGAAAUCUUCUUUUUCCUUUGCUUUGUUCUUUUUGCCCAAGAAGCUUCAGAAGAUCGAUGUAAGUUGUGAGAUUCAACAUGUAAAGAUGGUACCUUUGCCGUUACGCCGUGUAGAGGUGAUUGUUAGUAUAUGAUUUCGUAUUGACUCGACAUGCUGGCUGGGUUCGUAUAUACGUAUGGAAAUGUGUGCAUGGAUCUUAAUACCA